Molecule: messenger RNA, 303 nt
Organism: Thyridium curvatum
Lineage: Eukaryota; Fungi; Ascomycota; Sordariomycetes; Thyridiales; Thyridiaceae
Exons: 2
Coding region: 1-303 (100 amino acids)
Source: RefSeq, a predicted model, not a curated record
AUGCAGUUCACCAAGACCGCCCUCUUUGCCCUCCUCUCCUUCGCUGUUGCGAACCCUCUUCCCGCGGAGGGCACCAGCGAGACAACCGAGCUCCAGCUCGCCGCUAAUUGCAACCACAGUAUCGGCAACUGUUAUGAUAAUGACUGUGAUGGCAACCCGACAACCCUGGUCUGCCUCGGUGGCCCAUUCAUUGGAUGCCCUUGCGGUUACAACUGCAAUGGCAAGGGUCCUUGCGACUACAAUGGUUGCGAUGGCGUGAACGGCCGCUGCACGGCCAACUACCUUGGCUGUGCCUGCCAUUAG